Dendroctonus ponderosae (mountain pine beetle) is the source of this 1198-nucleotide messenger RNA. RefSeq names its product 3-hydroxyisobutyrate dehydrogenase, mitochondrial. Gene Ontology annotation, biological process: L-valine catabolic process. The transcript has 6 exons. Gene Ontology annotation, cellular component: mitochondrion. Gene Ontology annotation, molecular function: NADP binding; NAD binding; 3-hydroxyisobutyrate dehydrogenase activity. Lineage: Eukaryota; Metazoa; Arthropoda; Insecta; Coleoptera; Curculionidae. Bases 141 to 1094 code for a protein of 317 amino acids. The record is from RefSeq and is a predicted model, not a curated record.
CUUGAUAAAUGAGAUCCAAAUUGUGAACGAGCCAGUUGUUUGUGUGAUUCCGUUUGUUUGGCUUCACUGUUCUGGCAGUAGCGAAUUUUGCAAGUUAACAGCAGGAUUGUAAUUCCCACAAUUUUCUUUUUAAGGGAAAUAUGUUCAAAAAUACACUGAAAUGUCUGGUAAAAAUCGACAAAAACGUCCAUAGUAGGCCCAACAGCAAUGUCGCUUUCAUUGGCCUGGGACAAAUGGGCACCAGAAUGGUAAACAAUCUCAUUAAGCACGGAAAACAGCCCAGAGUCUACGAUGUGGUGCCAUCAGCAGUGAGCAGCAUAAAAGGAGCGAUUCCGUGCUCAUCUGCAGAAGAAGCAGUCGAUGGUGCGAACAUCAUUAUCACCAUGUUGCCCAACGGCCAAAUAGUUAAAGACACCGUGAUUGGUGAAAAGGGAAUACUGAAGAAAAUCGGCAAAAAUUCUCUAUUACUAGAUUCGUCAACCACGGGGCCACAGGUGGCCAGAGAGCUUUAUCAAGCGGCAAAAGAAUCCAGCGUUCGUUUUUUAGACGCUCCAGUAUCGGGAGGAGUCGUAGGAGCACAAGCAGGAACGCUGUGCUUUAUGGUAGGAGGCGACGAAGGAGACUGCAAAGAAGUGGAACCAGUGCUGUUGCAUAUGGGAGCGAAGGUUCUAUUUUGCGGCGAUUCUGGCGCUGGCCAAAUAACGAAACUGUGCAACAAUUUGAUUUUGGGUGUUACAAUGAUCGGAACAGCGGAAGCAAUGAAUUUGGGAGUGAAACUAGGAUUAGACCCCAAACUCCUUUCGGACGUCGUAAACAUCUCCACUGGAAGAUCCUGGUCUUCAGACACCUACAAUCCUGUACCUGGAGUAAUGGAAAACGUUCCCUCAGCUAAGAACUACGAUGGGGGAUUUUCAGUGGAACUGAUCGCCAAAGACUUGGGAUUGGCGGGCGAUGCAGCUCUAAGCAUCAGUGCACCUGUUCCCUUGGCUGCGAUGUCCCAUCAACUAUUUCGCACAAUGAUCACUUAUGGGUUGGGCAAAAAGGACUUUUCUGUGAUAUAUAAGUUCCUCGAAGGCAAAGCGGUAGAUAAUUAAACUCGCACUGUAUGUACUCCAAUAGUUGCCCACGAAAAUUAGUUGCCAGCCUUUUGCAAUUGUGCCCACCAACUUUUACUCCAAUAAAAACGUUUUGUACAGUU